AUGAGCGUCCGAGGUUUGGCAAAGCUCGCCAAAGUCCAGCCGAAGCAGAUCCGCGACUGGCGCAACUUGAAGGAGCGGCUCGACAAAGCGGUAGGGUGUCGCCAACGUCUCACUGGUGCUGGACGAAAGCCAAAGUACCCCGAUAUGGAGGUUGCGGUUUACCGCAGGUUCCUGUCGCACCGUGGGAGAGGCUUGUCGGUUUCCGCGGAGGUGAAGGUGCUGGAGGAUGUGUGCGAGGAGGAGCUUGAGGAGCUCGUCCCCAACCCGUUCUAUCCUGACCCUGCUGCCCCUUCGAGCAAGGACAAGGAUGCUGCCUCCUCUUCAGCUGAGGAGAAGGAGGAGGAGGAGGAGGAGGAGGAGGAGGAGGAGGAGGAGGAGGAGGAGGAGGAGGAGGAGGAGGAGGAGGACACGAACGAGGAGGAGGGGGAUGAGGAGAACAAGGAGGGUGAGGAGGGUGAGGAGGAAGGCGGUGCAGAGGUGGAGGGUGGAGCGGGUGAGGAGGAGGAUGAUGGCGAUUAG
Molecule: messenger RNA, 519 nt
Organism: Closterium sp. NIES-65
Lineage: Eukaryota; Viridiplantae; Streptophyta; Zygnematophyceae; Desmidiales; Closteriaceae
Source: the annotation of a GenBank genome assembly